Messenger RNA from Penaeus vannamei (Pacific white shrimp), 3738 nucleotides. Its product is annotated as histone-lysine N-methyltransferase PRDM16. Lineage: Eukaryota; Metazoa; Arthropoda; Malacostraca; Decapoda; Penaeidae. The record is from RefSeq and is a predicted model, not a curated record.
CACAGCGCCUCUUGUAUAAUUCCGUGUACCACCUCUGUGUCCAUGUGCAUUACGUUCUGUACUUCGGAUAAGAAUUUGACUUCUCUAAGCUCGCCUCACUUCGACUUGGAACGCUUAGUUGUAUAGCGGAUGUAGAGCAUCUCAAGAACUCAGUUGAAUUGGUGAGGAAAUCCAAAGUGUGAUAGAAUUCAGUUCGAGCUCCCGAGCAGUUCCGCGGGACACACUCGACUUCAGAUUUACGUGGAAACAAAUUCUAGAUUGACGCAUGUUGGACCAUCGCUGAAACCAAUGAAAAGCCACGACUUGACACCUCCUCUGUGCCCGGAGGGACUCUCACUUAGACGCUGAAACGGAAAUAAGUGACGAAUACAGGCCGCCCUUGCAGGAGCAUGGGCUAACUGAAUCCCGAAGCAGCACCUGUAGAAAAUGUAGCUGUUGUGGCGACGUGGUGGAAGUCUUCUCCUCGUCGCCUGUGCCACUGCCACCGCUUAGCCCGGGCCAGUACGCACGAGUUGUAAUUUGCAUAUGGUCAUCGACGGAAAAUAAAACAUCGACGGAUUUCUGAUGUUCCGGUGACGAAUAAAAAAGACUAAUAGCCUAUUAGUACCAGUGAUGCAAAUGAAACAAUUUAUUUUGAACUGCGUCCAUUCUUGUUUACGGUGAAGUUACCAAACCCAUGUGUGACGGUGUUGUGAGGCCCAGCAUGUUCGAAAGAUCUGCAGUCUUUGAGUGAAGUUUUACCUCGGUGGCAUUGUGAGCAGUGCCCGAGUGCCUGUGCUGGAGACGCCACCAGGUUCAAGUGUCUGUCGUUGUGUCCACCAAUGAAUCCCAGACACCUUCCAUUAGGAGUGCCACCAACCCUUCUUGAGGCCGCCGACAGCCUUCGGGGCGCCGCCUGAUGUUGGUUUGCCGGCCGCCCCAACCUGCGCCAUGCCUGCUGCUUCGCCCUCCCGCCCUACCCCCGCCGCCCCCAGGCCCUUCACGCCCGCCCCGGGGUACGCCCAGUACCACAUGGCAGUGGUACAUGCGUCGCACAUGCCCACUGGAUAUGGUAGUCGACCUUCGCUCCCCAGCCCGCGGUACCUCGGAGUGCCACCUGGCAACCACCUGGCAGCGGCACUCACUCAGCCGUCGCCCCCAGGACUGCCCAGGUCACGCUCGCCGCGCCCUUCCCCCGUCCAGUACGAGGCUGUGCAACCUCCGGCGAGAGCCAUGCCUCCCGCAUUUCGCCCUGUGGGCAUCCACGGCGCCCUCAGCUCGCCCAAGCAGGCGUCCGUGUGCCCCGAGGCCCGUGGCUCGUACCCGGCGCCUGAACUCCCCGAGAGCCACCCGGUGCAGUGGCCCUCCGACGCGCCCCUGCCUGGCUCCGACAUGCCCUUCGACCUCUCCACGCACAACCGGGAACCCCGCAUGUCGCCGGCCUCCAGACCUCUCGACCUCUCGGAGUCGGAGCAGCCGCUCGACCUCCGAGUGAAGAAGAGGCAUCAGGAGGAGGACGAGAACAUGAACAUCGUCGUGCGCCGGACGCCGCCCACGCCGCCCCGACGGCCCGUCUCGCCCAAGUACGUGAGUGCGGGCCACGGGUUCCGGUCACCGCACCCGCACGAGGCGCCGCCCGCGCCCGUGGAGAGUGAACACAAGACCAGCAGCCUCCCGCUGGUGCACGUGACCAGCCCGGUCAGCACGCGCACGCCGCCCGUGGUGUAUCCCCAGCCAGUCCACCAGCCCGUGCACCACACCGUGCACCACACUGUGCACCAGAGUGUACAUCAGACUGUACACCAGCCUGUUCCCGUGUACACUGAAUGUCGACCUCUACCUCCGGCCUCGUCUGUCAGACCGCCCUACCCCAUGAUGGGUCUUCCUCACAACGCCUACCACCUGGGCCCGCCCGCAGGGUCCCCGCAGAUGGUGGCAGGGUACAGAGGGCCUCCGCCCGGACCGCAGGGUCAUCCUGCCCUCUACCAAGUCGUGGGAGACCGCAUGCCGAAGGGCGUGACCCCGCACACGGAGCCCCAUGGGCCGUCCCCAGUCCUCCCAGGGAUGUCCACCGUCAAGCCGCGCGAGCGCUACGCAUGCAAGUUCUGCGGCAAGGUGUUCCCUCGCUCGGCCAACCUGACGCGGCACCUGCGGACGCACACGGGCGAGCAGCCGUACAAGUGCAAGUUCUGCGAGCGCUCGUUCAGCAUCUCGUCCAACCUGCAGCGCCACGUCCGCAACAUCCACAACAAGGAGAAGCCCUACAAGUGCCGCCUCUGCGACCGCGCCUUCGGCCAGCAGACCAACCUGGACCGCCACAUGAAGAAGCACGACUCCGACGGCCCCACGAUCCUCGACGGCAGCCCCAAGCGGUACACGUCGCGGCCGCGGGAGGAGGCGACGACGACUGCGUCCGAGGAGAAGGACUCCUGCGACCUCAGCGGGUCUUUGGAGAGCCGCAGCGACAUGGUCGGGCCCGAGGAAGACGACGAAGAGGAUGAGUACAUUGAUGUCGAGGAAGAGGACGAGGACGAGGACGAAGAGGACCUCGGAGAGAAGGAAAGAGAAAAAAUAUCCUGCGCCGUGACCAUAAAGUCCUCGGCGACUCCCAUGGAAGUCGACGGCGCCGAGGCCAUGGUGCAGCCCGUGGCCGUCAUCACUGCGUGAUUCCUUCUUCUUUUAGUACAUCCUAAAAGUGUCCUCGGAAAAGACUCGAGUGCAGGAUAGGGAUCACUGUUAAGACGAACUUUUAGUCACGGCAGUAAACCAGAAACGUUUGGUCCUUUAGACAUUAUCUGUACCAAAAACACCAAGUGAUGCCAUUGUGGAGACCUUAUCUUAGCAGUGAGAAUUGUUUCCUGUCUAAUGACUACCUAAUGUUCAAUCUUCUCGUUCGAUGAGAGUUGGUUGAACAUGGUUGUGAAUACGGAAGAAGGAAGAGCAAAGACAAUUCAGGAAGUGUCUCACUCUCUGUCCUCGAACUUAUCUUUAUUUAAGCCUUAAACUCUUCCUGCUGGAAUUGAUUUCUUGUACAAAUUUCCGACCAACUCACGCGUAUGGGUAACAGAGUGCAACAUACCUUAGUCCGGCCAACUUGAGAAAUGAAGGUUCCUUGUGAAUUGUUAUAUAUAUUAGGUAUAUACUUGAAGCCAAUGUGCUCACAGACAUUGAGAAGGAGAGGAAGUAUCUGUAAUUUUUAAGUAGCCCACUGUAGUACAACUAGCCUAAGUGCAUCGCCGUAGUCAAACACCAACUAUAGGUUCACGCUUAAAUAAGUCUCCUUCACCCUUUUCCUUCCCAGUCCCAUUCUUAUGGUCUUCUCCUACCUUGAAAAUCCACGUCACGACGUCUCAAAGCAGGAUGUUAGAAGGAAAACCUUUCCCUGUUGAAACCCCCACGCCCAUCUGGAACCCCAUCGCCCGAACGCUGCAGAGGAAAGCCCAACCUCUGCACGAAACCCCCUGCUUCCCACCCUGUCUCCCCUACGUGCCUUGGCGUCAUAGUUACAGCUAGAGCAACAGCAACGGGUCUUCAAGAUGAUCAGGGACUUGGUCUCAGCCACUCUGAGGGCGUCUGGUCGUCAGGUUGCCCCGACUGCGACUGUCAUGACUGAAAUGAUAGAACCUCGUUCUUUAGGCUUUAAUUUGUCAUCCGUCGGAGAUCUGUGCACCUUUCUGUAAUUUUUGUAAUGGUUUCCAAAAGACCCCGUCUACACGUCUCUCUCUCUCUCUCUCUCUCUCUUCUCUCUCUCUCUCUCUC